Tetranychus urticae (two-spotted spider mite) is the source of this 981-nucleotide messenger RNA. NCBI's taxonomy places the organism in Eukaryota, Metazoa, Arthropoda, Arachnida, Trombidiformes, Tetranychidae. The record is from RefSeq and is a predicted model, not a curated record.
CAUUUACAGAGAAUUUUUAUGUUGUCUACUUGUUUGGAUUCAUAACUCAAUAUAUGGUUAUAUCAAUGUUUUUCAAUUAUACAAAAAUAUUAUCUUCAUAAACAAUUCUUGGAAUCCAAAUUGUAAUACAUGAUUAUUCGAAUUUUGUGGAGGAGAAUCUCUUAGAUUAUUGAUAAUUUGGCACUAUUUAAAGUAUUUCAUUUCGAUCAUCAUUAUUUUUAUUAUACUAUUAUUAUAUUGUACUACUCUGUAAUUGAAGUAACAGUAAAUCGACUCAACAUGAAUUCAAAAAUGUUAUUUGCUUUUGUUUUAGCUGCUAACAUCUGUGCCAUCACUGUAACUGCUGAAGUUUACAGCUAUAAAGUGAAUGUUAGAAUGGCUGAUAAAGAAUUCGAUAGCCAUGAAGGUAAACUCAAGAUUUCAGUUACGAGUAAAAAUGCUCAAAAUACUACCCAAGAAGAUUUUGAAUUGACUCCAAAUGAUGUUGAAAUGAAAAAAGACAAAAAUUAUACUGCAAUAAUUUCAUCAACCGCUCCUUUAGACACAAUCACAUCGGUUUACCUUCAAUGGACUCGGGAAGCCCCAAACGAUACCGACUCUGCAUCCAAUAAACCAACGCUCUAUUUCGAGUCAGUUAGUUUGACCUCAUUCAAGUUUAGGCCCCAUCCAGAUUUCUGUAUAUGUGUAAGUCGCUAUUUUUGUCCAGAAACUACUCCAAUCGGAAUCGAACAUGCUGGUGGAGCUACUUUCAAUUUCUGCAACAGCAGAAAGGUAUUUUCUCUUUACAGAUAUUACGAAGUUCGCUCUGUAAAAGAUCUAAAAGAGGCUGAAUGUUCCAUGUGAAUGGCUCGCUGUAUCUGAAAGUCACAAGUUUUGUCAAGCAUCUAUUCCAAUUGAAAUUAAACAUGCGGAUUGAGCUAUUUUCAACUCUUGUAUCCAAACAAAAAACUAUGAAAAUGAUUAAAUAAAUUGCAAAACAAA